CCCACCCGGACGGGUGCAACUCCGAGCGGCAGACUCGCUCCGCUCCCCACCUUCGCCUCAAUCCCCACCCGACCGUAGUCGGUGAGGCUGACCAGCGAGCCACAUUCGGAUCCCGCCACGGUGACGUCACUCCGAGUAGUGUAGUGCAGUGCGAAGGAGCAAAGUCGGCUCCGUCCAUGUACAUGCCCAAGUGAAACAAGCGUACGUAUCAUCAUCACAUACAAACGUAUUACAUUAUUCUCUUACAACGUGCAUAAACAUAAAACGACGUUCCAAAGAGAGUAUAAAAGAAUAUAUAACGCUCCAGGAGUUUAAUUAUUCUAGUGUACAUAAAAGUAAUAACAAUAAUAACAAUAAUAAUAAUCGGAAUAAUCUUAUAUAGUACCAGUGUGAGGUGAUGAACUACUAUAUAUAUUUUAACGGCCGUAUAUGAAUAUAAUGAGUUAGUUGGUUUUUCCUUUUUGUUUCUCUUUUUUUUUGUCAUCCUUCGAUCAUGACCGAUGUCAUGAUAUUAUUGAGAAGAAGCGUCGUUCCAGCGAAUAUAGUGGAAUAAUUAAUGAUAACGAAAAAAUAAUAACGAAUAUUAAGAUUCCCGUAUAUUUAAAAGAAUAUAAUAAAAAUAACCAACCGUGUUUCGAUCUACGAAUCGAAGAGUAUAAUUUAAAUGAUAUUGAUAUAAUACCGAAUAAAUACACGUAUCUAUGUAGGGCGAGGUAUGUAGGAGUAUAUAUGUAUGCAUAUAGAGUUCGAUCGUAAAAAUUCAGUGCCCCGGCGGGAUUGAUCGAAUGUAUUUCUGUACAACCGGAACGGAGAGUCUGAAAAAAAAUUCGAAAUAAAUCGAAAAGAAAAUACAUACGCGAGUGAAUAUUGUCGCAGUUGCCGCCAUCGUCGUCAUCGUCGUCCUCGUCGUCGUCGCCGUUACUACGUAUGAAAUGGAUCAGUGUGGUAGUGGUGGUGUGAUGUGUGAUUAGCGGUAGAUAGAUAGUGUGUACGAUGUGGUGUCUAGCAACAGCCUAUGCUAGUGGUGUCUCCUCUUCAGACCCGUCGCGGUUUUAUCACAAGCAUCUAAUCCCUCUGCGUUGUUGCUACAACCCUAAUAAUCUAUGUGCGUGGGGCGAGAAGUUGCACCUUAAGAGCAUGAUCGUAAGUGACUAGUGUUUUUCCCGCGUUCCAAGUGUGACCGUUAAUUAUUAUUAUCAUUGUGAUUGUUGUUCUUCUUCUUACUCCUCCUAUGGUCGUUGUGCGUUCGAUGAAUAGUAUAAUAACGUACAUAGAAGAAAAAAAUCUAUAAAGUCAAGUGAAAUCGGAAGGGAAAUAUAUAUAUCUGUAUAUAUAUUUCUUUCGUUAUAUUCUAACCCGAUCUACACGCGCGUCGAUCUUCUUCUCUCCAACCUUCGUCUACUUAUUAUUAUUAUCGUCAUUAUUAUUACUACUCUCAUUAUCAUUGUUUGUUAGUGGAUAACAGUAUAACGCUAAAUAGAGAAAGAAAAAAAAUUUAUAUAUAUAUAUAUAUAUAUAUACAUAUAUAUUCGACGUGAGUUGGGGAAUAACUGGCUGGGCUUUGUGACGCUGGCCUCUUAAUACUAGUUUUUAGUUUGUGAGAGUGAGAAAAACGAAGGGAGAGCGAGAGAUCGGGCGAGUUGUGUGUCGUUGUACAGUGUCGCAAAACGAUACCACAACAUCCGAUCCCAAAUGAAGAGUUCGGAGCAAAAUGGUUAGAGAGACACGACACCUGUGGGUUGGAAAUCUGCCGGAAAACAUCCGAGAGGAUCGCAUAAGAGAGCACUUCAAACGAUAUGGACGCGUACAAAGCGUCAAGCUGCUACCGCGGGGAGAAGAAUGCCCCGUCGACGGGAGUUCCGGAGGUGAGGGAAGCGAGGGUGGAGGCAUCGGUGUCGUCGGGGUCGGGAACGUCGGCUCGGCGAGCACCGGGGGUGCCUCUGCGACGGUUGCGUUCAUGGACAUUAAAUCCGCUGCGAAGGCUCACGCCACAGAGCACACCCUGGACGAAAGAGCCCUCACCACACAGUACUACGAACCACAGCAUCUUCAACAUAGGUUUCCAUCUCACGGAAGCUCGGAGGAUCAUGGAACCAGCGGAGGGAGUGCUGUCGGUCCAGCGGGAGAAGUGUUCGAGUCGCGUGGCUCCCAUGUGGGUUUCUAUGCGAGCGAAAGAGGCAAUCGGGUUGGCGGUGUUGGCGGUAUGCCAGAAUCUGCCGGUGAUCCCGGUGGCUAUAUCCCUCGCGGUCGACCUCCUCCGGUUAGCGGAUACCACGUGACGUCAGCCAGGGCGAGGGAUCGGCUAUAUCCGCGAACGGGCCCCUACGCAGCUGGCCCACCACCUCCACACAUAGAACGUCAUCGGAGUAGCCUAGCACCCUCGUCCUGGUCGUCUUACGAGUCCGCAACAUCUCGUUACACCUCGGUACCACCUCCGCCGUCACCAGCGACUACGGACGCCUACGAAGAACCAAGUGCCGGUCGAACUCAGCACAAAAAACAACGUCGAAAAUCUCGAAGCGGCAGCAGCUCACCGAGUGGAUCGAGUCGAUCCGGUAGCAGCAGUAGUAGCCGAAGCGGCAGUUCAGGUGCCAGCAGUUCGGCGGGCAGUAGUUCUCCGAGCAGUUCACCUCAUCGCGGAAGUAACGCCGUUACGGAAGAUCGAAGACCGCUGGCGAUAUGCGUGAGGAAUUUACCGGCGCGUAGCAGCGACACUUCGCUCAAAGAUGGACUUUUUCACGAGUAUAAAAAACACGGCAAAGUUACGUGGGUAAAAGUAGUCGGUGCUGCCGGCGACCGGUACGCCUUGGUGUGCUUCAAAAAACCUGAGGACGUUGAAAAAGCACUGGAGGUAUCGCACGACAAGCUUUUCUUCGGCUGUAAAAUCGAAGUCGGUCCUUAUCAAGGAUACGACGUCGAGGACAAUGAGUUCAGGCCCUACGAGGCUGAACUUGACGAAUAUCACCCCAAAGCAACGAGGACGCUGUUCAUUGGAAAUUUGGAGAAGGAUGUAACGGCUUCGGAACUCAGGAAACAUUUCGAACCAUUCGGCGAGAUCAUUGAAAUCGAUAUAAAGAAGCAGGGUGCUGUAUCAAGCUACGCGUUUUGUCAGUACUCGGACAUCAGCAGCGUCGUGAAGGCGAUGAGGACGAUGGAUGGGGAACAUCUGGGCGCCAAUCGGAUAAAACUAGGUUUUGGAAAAUCUAUGCCCACGUCCUGCGUAUGGGUGGACGGCAUCGGAGAGUGCAUGUCGGAAAAGUACAUAAAUAUGCAGUUUCAUCAGUUUGGACAAAUAACGCAGGUGGCUGUGGAUCGGGAGAGAGGUCACGCCCUAGUCUUUUUCGAGCAAAUUAGCUGCGCGCAAACUGCCGUCAAGGAAAUGAGAGGGGCCGCUCUCAGGGGACGUCGACUACAGGUGGAUUUUGCUUCGAGAGAAUGUCAAGAAGCAUUUUACGAACAUCUAGAAAGACAGGGGAUCGCGGGCGAGAGACCGUGGGACACCAGGCCUGCCGCUGCGGCAGCUUUCGAACCAACGAGGGAACGCAGUUUCGAAUCCGCGGUCACAGUUCCGAACGCGGGUAGCAGGUUUACCCGGUACGAAACUCCACCGAGAGCACGAACGGCCAGUUACACUCGGACUCCUGGAGGCAGUAGUACGCCAGGAGCAAGUCCUGCGCAUCCAACGGCAGUAUCGCGUAGCACAAGACGUUACCAAACCGAUCCGUACUACGAGGGUGAUUACACGGAACCAAACCCGAGGAGGUUUCGGAGUUACGACGAAUUCAGUCAGGGCAGCGGUGCGAGUCACGAUGAUUACGAAGCCGGUUCGAUCGGUGACACUAAGAUUCCCGACGACGACUGUCCACCCCCGCGUCGUCACACGGUACAGAGUGUUGUGACUAGUGUAGAACCGCCGAUACCUCUCCCGCCAUUGCUACCUCCCCCAGAUAUACGACACCUUCAAAAGGAACGAGUGCAUCUAUUGGAACAACUCGAAGAAUGCCAUAGUAGUGGAGACGAAAGUUUCACUCCAAAGAAACGGUUGAAACUUGAUAGCGCCGUUAUGUGCGAGGACGACGAGCCCGAGCUAGCUUCCCUUCUCGUCACCUCUCAUUCGGGACGAAAAGGAAUGGAUAUCAGAAGGGUCAGCGAGAGUAAAACUCUCAUACAUCAUGGAACGCGGCGCGGAAGCUGCGAAGGUCGGGGUCCGGGACCCUGCAAGCGACGUCGGGAUACCGGGAGGCAUCACGAGCAUCACGACGGAUCUCGUCCUGGAACACCCUUGGUGGAUGAGAGACCGGAAAAUCUGAUACCCAGUGAACCGAGAAGGUUUCGCGAAAGGAGCCAUGAUGGACCUCUUUCCCUUCCGUUGCCGAGGUUCGCUGCUCAAAUGAUGAACAACAACAAUAAUAGCAAUAGUCGGGCUCCCACGGUACUUCCUGCCAAGGUGGCAAGUCCACCUGCACUUCCACCUCCGCCGAGUCCAAGGGCUGCACCUCAGCCACCAGCUUCACCGCCUCCGAGGUAUCCGAGUCUCAGUCCUACCAGCUCAGACAGCGAAACGGCACCGCAGUCACCGAGUCUCGAAGAGAGGAUUCGUUCUCUUGAUGAAAAAUAUGAGAAGUGGUCGGGCUCGAGGGCCUUGAGCGCCGCGGGUGGUGACGCUCUCGCAAAGUUGGAUACGACGUCCGAGAGAUUCAGGUUUAGGCAUAAACUUUUGGACUUGGAUCUCCACGAGGUACAACCAUCGGACAUUGUGAAAUCAGUGCUCGCGAAAAGAAGCGUAUUCGACGAGGAUUCUAAGAGAUUAGAGAACUUUAACGAAAAGUACGAACCGAGAGAGUUCACUGGUGUUAUAGGUGUAGGAUCGAUGAUGAGUGGAGCAAAUUUAGUGGCUAAUGCUGGGAAAGUUGGUCUUCAAUACCCUUUUCCCAGCCAUCCACCUGUCCAACCUACCACAACGGUGACGACAUUGGUUAGCACUACCUCGUCUACGUUAACAGUGUCUCCAUCCCAAAAGACUGAUUCAAGAACAGCCAUUCAUAACUGUGUACACCCCAUCCCCACAACCCCAAUCACACCUAGCGCGGCAGUAAAAACCGUUAGCCCCGAACUACCGCCAGUGCAGCAGUCGGUUUCGGUGGGCAUAAGUAGCGUAAGCGCAGUAAGCAGUAACAGCAGUGUAUCUGUGAGUAGUCUUAGCAGCAACAGUAGUAUAAGUAGCGUAGUUAUGACAACUAGCAUCCCAGCAGCUAGAACUGGAAACUCCAGUUUAUGUACGAGUCCAGCGGUCGUCACAUUAGUGACGGCAACUACGACCUGUCAGACUUCUUCAGUCGUAAGCAGUCAGGUCGAGACUCCUCGAGCACGCCUCCGCAAAGAUGGUGGCAACUGUCGAGAUAGUCGUGACUCUAGGGAUAGCAGAGAUAGUCGAGACAGCAAGGACAGCAGAGACAGCAGAGAUUCUCGACACAGUAAGAGCAAGGAAACGUCGAGACGAACGCGGAAGGAUGAAGCUGCCAGUGAGAGGAAGCGAGAAAAAGAGGAUAAAGAUGACAGGUUACAUCCUUCUGUCAAUGUUGACACUGAACCACAGGAAAAUCUUAGCAAAGAUGUCAAAGACAUCAAAGAGAUCAAACACGAGCGGAGAGACAGGGAAGAACGGGAUAAAAGAGAGAAAGAAGAACGAGAAAGACAAGAGCGAAGAGAUAAGGAGGAAAAAGAGCGCCAAGAACGCAAGGAGCGAGAAGAAAAAGAAAGGCGAGAAAGAGAAGAGGAGAGAUGGGAGAAGGAACGCCUGGAGAAGGAAAGGCAAGAAAGGCGCGAACGAGAAGAAAAAGAAAGGAGAGACAAGGAGAAUAAAGAGAGAGAGGAGGCAGAGAGAAGAGAGAAGGAGGAAAGAGAAACUAGAGAACGUGAAAAGAAAGAACGAGAAGAGAAAGAGAGGCGAGAAAAAGAAGAGAAGGAACGUCUGGAACGCAAGGAAAAAGAGGAAAAAGAACGACGAGAAAAAGAACGACUCGAAAAGGAGAGACGAGAACGCGAAGAGAAAGACAGGCAAGAGCGUAGAGAAAAAGAAGAGAAAGAAAUGAAGGAGCGCGAAGAACGAGAGCGCAAGGAAAAUGAAAGACUGGAACGGGAAAAACAGGAUAAGGAACGUCUCAGAAAGGAAAAAGAAGAGCAAGAACGAAGAGAAAAAGAAGAAAGAGAACGGCUGGAAAAAGACCGAAAAAAGGAAAGAGAAGAGAAAGAACGAUUGGAACGAGAAAGAAGGAGAGAUCGUGAAGAGAAAGAGAGACGAGACAGGGAAGAGAAAGAUAGGCUGGAACGUGAACGCCGGAAGGAGAGAGAUGAACGGGAACGGUUGGAUAAAGAGAGGCGGGAAAAAGAAGAAAAAGAGAAACUAGACAAAGAAAAACAUGAACGAGAAAAACGAAAGGAACGCGAGGAGAGAGAGAGACGUGAGAAAGAAGAUCAGGAAAGGCGGGAAAAAGAGAAAAUGGAAAGGGACAAACGGCGCGAACGUGAAGAUAAGGAAAAAAGAGAGCGCGAAGACAGGCGCCAGGUAACUGAAAAUCAUCAUUUACCUUCGCAAUUACAACCAUGCCCUUCUCCUGUAACAACCAAACGCCGAGGAUCUUCGCAAGAUGGCCCUGAAGAAGAAGCUAAACGAAUGAAAAUAUCAGAACACAGACGUGACAGUAAGGAUAGGCCACGACAAAAUCGGAAAUCCGAAGACCGUAAACACAGAAACGAUCAUAGAGGCAGCAGAGAAAGCAGGGAAGGUCGCGAGAACCGAGAGCCAACUGUCCAGCAAGAUAUCAGGGAUAGUAGAGAUUCUCGAGAUUCUAGAGAUAAUAGGGAUAACAGAGAUAUUAGGGACAAUAGAGAAAACCGAGACAAUAGAGAUAACAGGGACAGUCAAACACGCGAAUCAUCUCACUGUGAAUUAUCAAAGGAACAAAAUCGCGAGGGUAGAGAAAAUCGCGAUGGAAAAGAAAAACAACGUAAAAAGAGCCGUUCCGAACGAACGGAAAAAGAACUCAGGGAGAGAAGCCCCCGCGUCUCACACGAACCCGAUAAAGAAUUCUUGAACCGAUUAGAAUUAUCAAGAAGAAGCGAAUCCAAUGAUCAGCCCGUGUCUCAGCAUACGAGAGAUAAUCAAUCGAUGAUGGCUAUACACAGUGAUGUUGAUAAUGGAAUUCUAUCUACACCUGAAAUGCAGAGAAUCCGACAUACUUCAGCUACAGACACAGAUAGUGAUGAACCUAAGAAGCAUUCGAUCUUUGAUAUAAUCGACGAUGAACCAGCUUACAUCAGUAUGUAUGACAAAGUGAAGGCACGUUCUACAAAGAAUAUGCAAAAACUAGAAGAAGAAAAACGACAGGUUCGUCUGAAAGAUAAGUUUUCACAAUUAAAACAAAGUCGAGCUAGACGCGAAGAGAAAAAGCAAAGUACAUCGUGGGACGGAGAUUCUGCUAGCAGCAAAGCUAUGACCGAGGAUGAGGGUACUUCGGAAUCAGAUUCAGCCCGAACUAAAUCACUAUCCAGAAAAGGUUCGCGAUCUCGUAUUCAUUCAGAUACGAGCGAGGAAGAUGAAUCCUUCAAUACCAAAAUUCAUAAAGUUAAAACAGAACGCUUCUCUGAGAGUGAUGUUGAUCUCGGUUUUGCUGAUACCGAGGAAAAACAGAAUCCACUUAAAUCUUCAGGACUCCUCAAUAUCGCCACCAUCAAAGAAGAACCCAGAACGUCUGAUGACGAAGAAAGACUUCCUGUAUCAUUCCACAUGGAUCACCCCGUCAAUAAUCAUGAUAGAGAAUCGCGAAAGAAAUCUCACAAAAAGAAACAGAAACGCCAAAAGAAUUCUAUAUCUAGUGAAGAAGGGUCAAAACCAGAUGCGUCCGAAAACUCAGACCAUAAAACAAAGGCCGGCAUUGUAACAUCUGAUUGCAAUAUCAAAACAGAACCUAAUAUUGAAAACUGCGAAGAUAGAAUGCACGCCGAAAAGAAACAGCGAAAUAAAAAAGAAAAGCGAAGAGAACGCAAUGGUGAAGACAAAGCUAAGACUAGGCGUAAAAGACUUAAUCGACAGGAGGGCAGGGACACACAAAGAAUGGAAGAUAUAUUUGGCCCUCUUUCCGAAGAAGAUGACCUACCUAAUCGAUUCUCCAACAGACUUGAUGAUCUUCCAGUUGAAAGUACACAUGGACCCAACAGUGAUGGCACACAAAGACGCAUCAUACAAAUUAUUCUACAACAACUUGAACGAGAAAAAAGGAAAAAGGAAAAGAAACGACGGCAUCAACCAGAGGAUGAAGAUAGUGUUGACUUAGCUGAGGCAGGAAGGGAAAUCGAAGCUAAGCUACUUGGUUUACCAACUUCGCCUAAGCCAGUGGGUGGGGAACAUCGUGAUCAUGAUGUAUUCAGGUUUACUGAUGACAAUGAUAGUAUUGAACCAUCUACACCAACUGCAGUUCUAGAAAAAGUGAAAGAGAAGAAGAAGAAAAGAAAGAAAUCCAAAGAGGAACGAGGCCGCAAGGAAUGCCAUCAUCACCAUCAUCACGAUAAGACUGCAACUCUACCUCAUCUUGGUGCUGGUCCAAGUCCGCCACGAGCAAGCAGCCCAUUGAUUACGAAACUCAUGUCACCAGUUUUGCCAACACCUAGGGAUACUCUUUUGAGUCCAAUACCUAAGAUCCCAACUAGUGUAGCUGCCAUGACCCCUGCUACCCCACAGACUGGUCAUAUCAAUAAGCCUGAAAAGAAGAAAGACAAAUUGAUUCCAGGAUUUGGCACAGACAUAGACGAAACAAUUCAUGAAAAUGCAGUUAAGAGCAUUUCAGAACCAGAAGAAAGAGAAAAUGGUAAACAAUCUCGUGGUAGAGAUGAUUCUGAGACCACUGUUCCAUCACCUGCUCCACAGCAAGUUGAAGAUAAACCACGUGUCAUUAUCUCACAAGAAGAAACCGAAGAUGCGGUAGCUGCUUUACUUGAAGAAACAUUCGGUGGUUCCACAGAAGAUUUCUCAUAUGAAGGUGAGGAAGAAGCAGAGGGUGAUAAUACUAACGAGCCAACGCCUGACGCACCUCAGGAAGAUGUUGAGGAAAUGCAACAGGCUGUCGAGAGUCUCAAUGCAUCAGCAGAAGCGGAAGCAGACUUAAAACCUGAUACUCCUCAGAGUGAACAUGAUCUGCAAAUUGAUACAGACACAGAAGAAGAUCCAAGUUAUGAAACGUUCGACCUCUCACAGCCACCAAAGACGCCAGACAUACCGGCGUUCUAUAAAUCGCCUGCCAAGACUACACCGACAGAAAAAUCCGUUGAUAAUCAUGUUAUCCCUGCAACACCAACAAAAGUUUCUAGUCUGUCAACGUGUGUCAUAGCACAUUCAUGGAACUUGAGUGACCAUAAACCUCGAGAUAUGAAGCCAUCAGCUGAAGUGGAGCCUGUUCAAGAAGCUCCGAUUCGUGCCCCGAUACCUUCUCAAUAUAAACCAUCUUUACCCAGCCCAACAACUCUGCCUGGAUUGCCUAUGUUACCUGACACGCUAAGAUUGCCAGCUGUAAGCCCACGACCUUUUACCACUACGUCCUCGUCUCAUCAAAGACUACCAGUUUCACCUCAGUCUCAGUUGGGGCCGCUGCGACAAACUUCUUCAAGAACUCAGAAUCCCACUUUAACACCCGGUCUCACCCCUGUACCACCAUUGGUACCUUCAAGGAUUCCGCCAUUAGUUCCCGCUCAGCUGUCUCCCAGAGUCCCACAACAGUCUCUGAAUGGACAGGGGUGUCGUGCCUCAAUGCCAUACAUACCAAAUGUUAGCAAGGCUUCACCACCGCCUCCGCCACCUCCAUUACCUCCACCACCCCCACCACCGCCACUACCAGCAAGAUUACCUGUCAGCGUACCAAUUGCUGCUCACAGACCGGAUACUCCUGUUCAGCAAAUAUAUUCGACAGCUGCCAGUCAACAGCCAGUUAUCCAACACGCUCCUGGCAUGAAAGCUGUAGUUCCAAGUUAUCCUCGAGGUGGAUUACCCCCGUUAACUCUAAACAUACCUCCUCGGCCUUACAUGCCAAUUCCACCCCUUGCAUCAGGUUCGGUCAAAAACUCAAGAGAUGAAACAAUAAAUAAAUCUGUCAUCGAGACUUUACUCCCAGUUAAUCCGAACGGCCCUCAACGUUUGGUAGAACCUAAAUUGUCACCAGCUAUAAUACCAGAGCCUCCAAGUAAGGCUUCUACAUCACCAAAAGUUCCAUCACCAAAUCAGCCACCAACUUAUAUUCCAGAAACUGCUAAGAUCGAGAUAAGUGCAAGCACUUCUAAUCCAGUAUUCGGAAAACCAAUCAAUACUGAAGACUCUCUAUUAUCUCCUAAGCAGCAUAAGUCACCUGUUAUCACCGACAGUAGUCUUUUAUCACCAAGGCAGAAGCAAGAACUACAAACUAUGCAAUUGUUGACAGCACAUGUGCCCCGAACAUCCACACCGAGUCCUGUUAUCGUUGCACAUAGUCAGCAACACGUUGUUCCUAAGACUGUGCUAAAUAUUGAGCCACCGACAGUUUCCACACCUCAGGCACUGAUAAAAACUGUAGUGCCACUUAAUUCUCAACCAUUGCAAAAGCUGCAAACUUCCCCGGUUGUACCGAAGUCUGGGUUGGUGAUAACUCAACCACAGGUUUUGAAUAAUCAAAGGCAAACACCACCAAAUGCUCAAGGGCUGUUGCUUACUAAACCCCAUAUGCCACUUGUCUCAAACGCACAGCAAACUGUUGUGACACACGUACCAUCUUCAACCAUAUCAACAAAUACUGCAACUUCACUGGCAACACAGAAGCCACCUGCAGUUUUCAGCCAGUGCCAACGGCAACCUAGUUCUGAUGCACAGGGUAUGUUUGGUCAGAAUACACAAAUUGUGCAACCCAUGCAGCUCACACCGCCUGUACCACCAACACAACCAAUCCAAAUCAAAGAGGAAGAACCACCUUGUGACAUUUUUAAAUCAAAUGCUAUUGAAACUGGAAAAUUGAUGGAACAAAUGUCCAAUGAACUUGAUAUGAAAUUGAAACAAGAAAAGCAAGAGCUUGGCAAUUUAUCGACCCCAAAAGAGACAAUGAAUUUGCCUAACUGCACAACUGAAAAUACAGAUAUAAUUACACCUAAGAUCGAACCUAGAAUUCUGGAUAAAUCUGAAAUCAAAGAAGAGGUGAAGGAAGAAGUUGUAGUCAAAGAAGAGAAGGUGGAGGAUACGGAAUUAGAAGACGAGUCAGUCGAUCCACUAAGAGAACCAAGUAGUGAUCCUUUGGCUCUAGAUCCCUCGAAAGAAGAUCUAACUGAUAGUAAGGAAGACAGCGAUUACUGGUCUGCUAAGGAGGUGAAUAUCGAAAGUGUAAUCAAAAAAGUUGAUGCUUUGUGUGACGGAGAGACCAACGAUGUGGAAGAUGAGACACAGCACAGUCAGGAGUUGAACAGUGAUUCUCAUGAUACAAGUAAGAAUGAAGGAGAUUGGUUUGAAUCAGAACAAGCAGAAAAUGAAGAGAAAAAAGAUAUGGGGCAUGACGAACAAGACGAAGGUGUAGAAACCUGUGAAACAGAAGUGACAAAAGGACGAACGCUUAGAUCCAAGGUUCGUCGAGGAGGUGGCGGGCGUGGGGGUGUUACAACGCGACGUGGAGGUAGAACUUCGUCUAAUGUAGCACAGCGUCGAGGUGGUAGACCAUCCAGAGGAGGUAAGCAUCAUACCGAGAAGAAAUUACCAACAGAUGUUUACGAAUUUCACGACGAUAGCGAGGAAGACAAUGCUGGUCGCCCACGUUUAAUUCUAACUAUUAAAUCACCAGGACCUAAUGCUACUACAGGACCUAAUGCACAACCCGCAACACCUGUUGCUGCUGUCAAAGAAGUACCACCCGAGGAAUUUAUUUCUCCUGCAGCAAAUACACGCAAGUCGAGACGAUUGGCUGAAAAAGACGGUAGUCGCAGUACAGUGGAUGAUGUUAUUGAAGACGUUAUCCGUGGUACAGCUGUAAACAAAUCUAUUGUUGCAGGUGUUCAUGCAACUAGACGUAGUACUAGACACAACAACGCUCCACGAGGUGCGCAACAAUUACAACCCCAGCCAAGUCCCGCAGAAUCACGAAAGUCACCAAGGGCAACACGCAAGGCUACUACUCGCAGAGCUUCAGAGAAUAAUGACGACAGUAGUGAAGAGAAAACUAAGGAAACGAUGCCUACACCGCAGGAAGUUGUGAAUAAACCAGAUGCACCUGUCAAUGAAGAAACUGUAAAACCUGUUGAAGCUCCCCGAGAAGCUGUUCUACAACCGCAAAAAUCUACUCCAUUGGAACCUAUGACACUUAUAGAUCCAGUUACAGGAAUGCUAAUUCCAAUGCGAGAGUCUGAAGAAGGGCAGUACAUACCAGUGUCAACUGCAGCUGGGAUUGUACAGACUGCUAGGUCUAUUAUCGAAGCACAGGUCACAGUUACCAUCAGCUCUUCGAACGUACAAAACGAAACUAGACCGAGAUCUGAGAGCGUCCUAUCAAAUUCAUCUUCCCAAAUUUCUACUCCAGUGGAAGUAAAACAAGAACACAAUCCACCUGCUGUCACUGUAGAACAAUCAACCAAUCAGCAGCAACAGCAACAGCAACCAUCACUACAGACUCAAAAUCACUCUCAGCCGCCACUUGCUCAGGCCCAGACUCAGGCUCAAUCUCAGAUUCAAGCUUCGCCUCAACCUCAGCCACAGGUACAGGAACAACAGCUACCACAGUUACAGCCCCAGACUCAGUCCCAGGCUCUACCACAGCCACAAACGCAAGUCCAUAUUCAGACCAAGUCUCAGCCCACUGUAAUAGCUACCCCACAAUCACCUAUUACGCAAACAACAUUAUCAAUGGUGAAACCAAAACCUGUAUCACCGAAUAUUGUGGUAACUCAGUCAACUACGCCAGCCAGUCAGGUGAAACCACCUACCAGUUUGAAAGCCCAUGUUCUGAAUGCCAACAAGCUCGUGAAUCCAGUACUGCAACCAAUCAUUACAAAGCCGGCUAUGCCAAAUCUUCCUAGCCAGACCAUAGUUCAAAAUAUUGUAAAGCAACCGGCUCAAGCUGCCCAAGGUCUUCAUCUACAAAUUCCAGGAGGAAAGAUUCCAACUUCUAGUCUUAGUCCACGAAUGAAGGCACAUCAGAGUAAUGGAGCAAACACAAAACAGGGACAACCAAUGUCUCCUGUAUUAAACAGCACUACUCCACCUAAUCCUAAACAGCAUUUGCUACAGGCAGUUAAACAACAACCAACAACUAUUGUCAAUCUUCCUCAAAAAUUGCCAGUAAGCGUCCAUCCUAGUAAUGUUGUAACAGUCACAUCGCAAAGAGCUCUUCAGCCUCCCGUACAACCAGCAACGCUAAAAACUGUUGGUGGACAACAACAUCCAUUGAAUCCAAAAGCACAUUUACUUCAAGCCGUAGCACCUCCAAUAAUGACAGGAUCAGUGGCCAGUCCUCCAACUCAGCCACAUCUCAUUGGUUUACAACCAGUUGUAACUGGUGCAAGCUGUUCGAGAUCAACAAUACCAAAAUCUCAGAUUUCUGUCGCAAUGGAACCACCAAAAGUUGAAGUAUCCAUGUCUGGUUGCAUAAUGGUUCCCACAGCCAGUCCACAAGGGCGACCAGUACCGAUCCCAAAUUAUGAAGCAUCAUUGCAUGGCGCAGGUACCACUCCGUCCCCAGGGGGUCAGUAUGGGCUAGGCCCUUCUCAUCGCUCCCAGAGCCCCCCAUUGCCCCCACCUGCCCACCACCAUGCUAAUGCUCCUCAGGGAGAAGUUGUUAACCAUUACGGUGGAUUAUCUCGCGGGGAUAUUCAGGCUCAUUACAUGCACCCACGAGUUUUACAAUAUCAAUACCUCCGGGCUCAACAGGAGGCACUUACUACACCGCGCAUCGCGUAUCACGUACCAGGAACAAGAUCUCCUCAUUUGCCAUUAGACCCAAAGCUAGAGACAGGUGGAGAUGAAAGUCAUAGUCCACCUCUGGAGUUGAGGCGAGAGAGAAGAACACCCCAAGAUCGAGCUACCGAUAGCCCUCAAGUGGCUCAAGUCUACAUGUUGCAUGGAGCAGCUCGAUUGCCUCCGCAAUACAGCAGUAGCAAUGCCUCCAUAGCUGCUGCAAGCACGGGUGCAAGAGGAGGGUAUUAUGAACCCCCAAUGGCGCAUAUUAGAUCACAAUACCCAAUGGCAGCCAGUGAAGCUCCAGCAGAUGGAGCUAUUACUCCUGAACGCCCUAGAAGAUUACAAGUUUCAACACCACCUCAUGCUUCUCAAGUUCCACCACAAGCUGAUUCGCUAUUGAUGCUCCUUCAGAGAUACCCUGUCAUGUGGCAAGGUUUGCUGGCACUCAAAAACGAUCAGGCUGCCGUACAAAUGCAUUUUGUCUUUGGAAAUCCUAAUGUAGCCAGAGAUAGUUUGCCCUGCAAUAGCGACGGAUCCACACCACCGCUCAGAAUAGCUCAGAGAAUGAGAUUGGAACAGACACAAGUCGACGGAGUUGCUAGAAAAAUGCAGACUGAUAACGAACACUGCAUGUUGCUGGCGCUUCCUUGUGGACGAGACCACAUGGAUGUUCUUCAGCAGAGUAAAAAUCUUCAGACCGGAUUUAUUACCUAUCUCCAACAGAAACAAGCUGCAGGAAUUGUUAACAUAGCUGCACCAGGCUCACAACAGGCUGCCUAUGUGGUGCACAUAUUCCCAUCGUGUGAUUUUGCUAAUGACAGUCUCGCUCGCAUUGCACCAGAUUUGUUACACCGAGUUGCAGAGAUUGCCCACCUACUGAUUGUGAUUGCAACUGUUUGAGACCUGUUGGCUGGUUGGCUUUCACUACUACCGCAUACUUCCUUACUUGGCUGGAUGUUUCAAAGAUGGCAUGAAGCCUUGGAACGUCCUUCAUGUAUAGGAUCAGACCGAUGUUGAAUAAAAAUGACUCAGUUGCACCAUUGACAAUCAAAUGCAGAACUGGCUGACUGCCAGAUCUACGUAAGAUUGUAGGCCUAGUGGGGGAGGAGGUUUAUGGGGGAGGCUAGCAUGGUGAUGAAAUCUAUGCAUCCCUCCCCUCUUGGUAUUACGGACUAAGCUCUAAUAAGCUCGGUUAUUAAUUACUGACAGUUUGUGGGGGCGACCGACGUCACUCUUGGUCUCCCCGACAAGUGAGUUAGGCUAACCCUUCCCUCCAAAGAGUCUUAAAUACCGCCCUGAUGUAAACACAUACUAUACUCACUUCUCCAGACAAAGUUAUAUACCAACCUAUAUGGAUAGUACACAGCUAACUAAUAGAAAUAAUCUAUCUAUACACAAGCUACUUUGUAAGCUUAGAGAUAAAAUAUUAUAAAUUAAGUGAGCCAGCGAGGGCAUAACUACUGUGAUUUUAAUUAUUUAACGAUAUCUGCAUAAAAAUAUAAAGGCCCUUCUUGGUCCGCAAUAUGUGAUGUGUUUUUGUAUAAUAUUGCUCUAUAUAAAUACCUAUGUAUUAUAUUAUGAUAAUAAUAAUUACUGCUGCUGCUGCUGCUACUGCUGCCGCUGCCGCUGUUGCUGCUGCUGUCGGAGUGGAAAGGAAAAAAAAAUACUAAAGUUAGACUUCUAGACAAAUGUUAUUAAGAUCUACCUAAGUAGAGAUAUCCCUAGUGUAUUAUAUUCCCCCAACAGGAUGUAACAUAUUAUUAUGCCUAGCGUUAUGUACAUUAUAAAAAUUUGUAAUAUUAAUUAUUAAUUAAUAAUUAUUACUACUAUUAUUAUAAAAUAUUAUCAUUAUGAUUAUUAUUAUCAUUAUUUUCAUUAUUAUCAUUAUUAUUUUUAUUAUUAGCAUUACUAUGAAUAUAAAACUUAAUAUACGGGCUAGUUAGAUUGUACCAUCCCACAAGCUAAGGGGCUUAAAGAAUAUCAUACCACUGUCGAGUAUGAUCGAUCUCAUUCAUCAUUGACGCUGCCCCGUAGGCACCCUGUCCCACAUCUACCACCCUGCAAUGCUCAAGUGCAAACUCAUCAAGUGUUGCGUAAUAGGCUCUUUAGGAUUGUGUCCAAGAUGAUAAUGCGCUUACAUGUAUAGACCAGAAAUUACAUUAUAUUAUAUUACACAAGGCCCUAAAAAUAAAAAUACAAUAAGUAAUUAUCUAUUUACUAUAUUACGCUGCUGUGCAUAGAGCGUACACCUGUAGGGUAAACAAUGUAAAAAUUGCAGGGAUGAACGGGAAACAUGAUCAUUUAUCAAUCACAAGAGUUCAUACUGAUUAUGGGGAAUAUCUUUUUAUCAUUCGUUGAUGUCAAUAUUUCGAUCAAUUGGUUUACCAGAUGAAGAAUAACAGCAUCUUCGUAUGGUAUACCAAUUGCAACAUAAUUUGACACAUCAUCUAAUCGUGUUUUUUAUUUCAUUUGGGAAUGAUAUUGUGCUGAAAAUUUGAUUGCAAAAUAUGAUUUUCAAUUAGAGUGAUUAAAAACAAAUUGAAAAUUAAAACAGUUUUAUUGCUCCGUUAAAUAUGAAUUUCACUGGAAAAUAAAAUUCCUUAACUUCAUGAUUCUGGCACAGAAUUAUUUUUAAAUUACAUUGACAAGACGAAUGCUAAGGAUCAGUCUAUUGUGAUUGAGAAUUACAAUUUGAAUUGUUGCAUGAUUGAUGAAAAUUUAUUGCUACGUGAUACAUUGCAUUCCGAGUAAAGAAAAUGAAAUAAUGCUUUUUAUUUCCGCGAUGGUCUGUGAAAACAUGACUUUCUUUCGUCGAUUGAAUUUAACCAGAACAAUUUUGCAGCUCGUUCAUCCCUUACAAAAUAGAGCUGAGUUAAGGCAGCGCAGAUACUUGUGGAAAGUGUGCGUGUACAGUGAAAAAGAUGCGUUGUGCAUAUGUACAGUGUAGAAGUAGAAUUGAGCGAACGGGAAAAAUGAGAGAAACUUAUAUUACGCAUGUGAAUAAAAAUCGGGGUGUUUAUGGCGCACACAUUGCGUAAUAUUUAGUUUAUGUUUAAUUGAAGAGGAAUGGUGGUUUUUGUGUUUACAUGUGAUUGUUUAGGUACAAACAAAACCGCAGUGUGUGCGCUUGCUACACCUCUUCUACCUUGUAAAAUAUCUGUGAAUAUUAUCAUUUAAUUUCUUCCUAUUGUAAGCUAUCAUACUGGUAUACAAGAGUUUAUGUUAAUCAUGUAAGAAGAAUGUACAGAUAUCACAUUUUUUGUUUUGUGUUUUACUGUAGUUAUUGAUAAUUAUAUGGAUAUUAACUAUAAUAAUAACUAUGAUAAAAAAAAUGUA
Messenger RNA from Athalia rosae (coleseed sawfly), 17284 nucleotides. RefSeq names its product protein split ends. The record is from RefSeq and is a predicted model, not a curated record. The transcript is spliced from 11 exons. NCBI's taxonomy places the organism in Eukaryota, Metazoa, Arthropoda, Insecta, Hymenoptera, Athaliidae. Gene Ontology annotation, molecular function: mRNA binding. The coding region runs from base 1712 to 14848 and encodes 4378 amino acids. Gene Ontology annotation, biological process: regulation of transcription by RNA polymerase II. Gene Ontology annotation, cellular component: nucleus.